AUGUCUUUAGAACCCGUUGAUGUGCUGAUCAUUGGUGCCGGUGCGUCCGGUGCCGCCAUUGCCUAUUCGUUGGCAGAGACCCGUAUGCAGAUCGUGGCGCUGGAGCAGGGCGGGUGGAUGAAUCCGCUGACCUACCCCAGCACCGGUCGCGACUGGGAAGCUCGGGCCUGGGGAGAUAUGUCGAUCAAUCCGAAUCGCCGCGGUCUGGCGUCAGAUUAUCCUGUGAACGAUAGCAACUCACCCAUUUCGGUGGCCAAUUUCAAUGCCGUUGGCGGCAGCACCAUUUUAUAUGCCGGGCACUACCCCAGAUUUCAUCCGUCUGAUUUCCGGGUGCGUUCCCUGGAUGGGGUAGGUGACGACUGGCCCAUUGAUUACGCCACGCUGGAAUCCUAUUACGAAGAAAAUGAUCGCAUCACGGGCGUUUCCGGUUUAACAGGUGAUCCUGCUUAUCCGCCCAAAGAAGUCCCCAUGCCACCUGUGCCGCUGGGCAAAGCCGGAGCCGCUCUGGCCAAAGGGUUUAACGAACUGGACUGGCAUUGGUGGCCUUCCGAUACCGCGGUGGCCACCGAAGAUUACGAUGGGCGUGCUCAGUGUAUCAAUCUUGGCGCCUGCCUCAGCGGUUGUGCUCAGGGUGCCAAAGCCACCACGGAUAUUACCUAUUGGCCACAUGCGGUGCGGGCUGGAGUUGAGGUGCGCACUCACGCCCGGGUCCGCGAGAUCACCCUGGACGAUGCCGGCAUGGCCAAUGGUGCCAUCUAUUAUGACGAGCAUGGAGUAGAGCAAUUUCAGCCGGCGCAUGUGGUCAUUAUGGCGUGCAACGGUGUGGGCACCCCGCGGAUUCUGUUGAAUUCAAAAUCCGAGCGUUUUCCGAACGGCCUGGCUAACUCAAGUGGUCUCGUGGGCAAAAACCUCAUGUUUCAUCCGUAUUCGAUGAUCCGCGGCAUAUUUGAGGAAGAGCUGGAUGGUCCUAAAGGUCCCAGCGUGUGCAUCCAGAGCCAGGAGUUUUAUGAGACGGACAGCCGUCGCGGUUUUCUGCGCGGUUUCACUUAUGAAAUAAACCGCGGCAAUGGCCCUGUCACGACUGCGCUGCAUGGCAUGUUAUCCGGCCGUAUUCCCUGGGGUGAAGGACAUCAUGAAGGUUUUGCAAAGCUGCAGAACCGUGUCACCGGCAUGGUCGGCAUCUGUGAAGAUCUGCCUGAGGAACACAAUACGGUCACUCUGGAUGCCACCCUCACUGAUGCACACGGUAUUCCUGCACCAAAAAUUGACUACACCCUCAGUGACAACAGCCUGAAGAUGCUGGAGUUUUCUGUGGAACGCGCCACUGAAGUGUUACGUGCCGCGGGUGCCGUGGAUGUGUAUCACGAAUCGCCCAUUGCGGUAGGGGGCUGGCACCUGAUGGGUACCGCUCGAAUGGGCACAGACCCGCAGCGGUCGGUGGUGAAUGAAUGGGGCCGCAGCCAUGAUGUGAAAAAUCUGUUUGUGGUCGACGGCAGUAUUUUUGUGACGUCAGCGGGGGUGAAUCCAACCCGAACGAUUCAGGCCCUGGCGUUGUAUGUUGCGGAUAAAAUGAAACAGAACCUGGCUAACUUGUUUGAUUAG
Molecule: messenger RNA, 1602 nt
Organism: Symbiodinium necroappetens
Lineage: Eukaryota; Dinophyceae; Suessiales; Symbiodiniaceae
Source: the annotation of a GenBank genome assembly